Messenger RNA from Centruroides sculpturatus (bark scorpion), 1113 nucleotides. RefSeq lists its product as uncharacterized. The coding region runs from base 317 to 1093 and encodes 258 amino acids. The transcript is spliced from 7 exons. The record is from RefSeq and is a predicted model, not a curated record. NCBI's taxonomy places the organism in Eukaryota, Metazoa, Arthropoda, Arachnida, Scorpiones, Buthidae.
AGAACAAAAGGUAAAGUAGGGCCCUGAGGCUGGGGAACGAAGGAGACAGGAGAUUCUUGGAGAUUUCCGUUCUUGACAAGAACGGAAGAGAGAAGGUAGUGCUCCGGAUCGCAUGUAGGACAAUCGGAGACUAUGAGGUUUUGAAAAAAGUUUGGGCUCGAAUUCCGAAGAAUAAGGAUGAAAAGAGGUAGCACUCCAGAUCGAGUAUAAGACGAUUGGAGACUACGUGGAGCCAGAGAAUCUAUAGGAAGGAAUUCCUAAACAAAGACCUUGAAAGGAGCCACAGAAAGAACCAUACGAGAGGCCCACUGGAAGGAUGAGAAGUAACGUUCCAAGUAAAGCUCCAGAGUGGUGUCCCACUCAAGAUUACGAACUCAAGAAAAUCCCAGCGCCUCAAAUGGAUAAGAAAGACGAAUUAAAAUUAUUUGAUUUGGAUCGUUCGUUGGAAGAUGAUGAGAUACUGACAGCCGUUAAACAGUUGAAAGUAGACGAUGAAAAGCCAGAAAAUAAGGAAAUUUCCUUAACGGAUUCGUCGGAAAGAUCGGCAAUGUCGGAAGAAAUUCAAAAUUUUAUAAAAGAAGUGAUGAAGAAUUUUGGGGACGCUCCGGCUCUUCCCGAAUGUUUGAAGUUCUGUUCGCGACGUGCCUGUCGAUUCGAAGUUCCCGCAGAUCUUAGAAAAUUGCAAAAUUGUUCGCCUGUUGUUUAUCUUCAGAAUUACUGUAUUGUGGAAAAGAAUAAAGCAUUAAUUUAUAAAAAAUAUUUUGAACUCUUUGAAAAUGAUGCUUAUAUUAAAUCACAUCGUCUACUGGACGUAUUUAGUAAUAUAUUUGGCCGGAGAAUUACCGAGGAUGAGAAGAUAAAAUUCUAUAAGUUGCUAGAUCUAAAUCCUGAAGUUAACGUCAAACGUGACAUGUUUAUCAUCUUGGCAGCAUUCAUGGAAAGAAUUUUAAGCUCUAACUUCAAAAACGGCCGAUUUGGCGACGAGAGAAAUUACAUCGAACGCCUCGAAUUUGAUUCCCUAAUUUCAAAAUUGGACGUUGUCGAGAUGCCAUUAAAUUUAUGGAAUUUAUUAUGUUUUGUCCAGAAUUCAUGAAGUGUUAUCAAAAGCCCGUA